Molecule: messenger RNA, 960 nt
Organism: Tetrahymena thermophila SB210
Lineage: Eukaryota; Ciliophora; Oligohymenophorea; Hymenostomatida; Tetrahymenidae
Product: phosphatidylinositol-specific phospholipase C domain protein
Exons: 1
Biological process (GO): lipid metabolic process
Molecular function (GO): phosphoric diester hydrolase activity
Source: RefSeq, a predicted model, not a curated record
AUGUCACUUUGUCUUUGUUGUUGCUGUUGCUGCAAUAUUUGCUGCAUGCUCCCUCAAAGAAAGGGGUUUUUUUCUUCUAAGAGAGGACCUAAUACUAAAAAUUUGUAUAGCAAAGUAUUUAAUUCAACUCAAAAUUGGAUGCAAAAUUUGAGUGAUGAUAUUUGCGUUUCAGAGAUUAAUUUAGUAGGAACUCAUGAUUCUCUUUCGCUAUAUCCUUAUUUUGGAUUGCAGGUAUCUGUAUGUUAGAGGUGGAUAUUACUUGAUUAGUUAAAUAGUGGUAUAAGGCUGUUUGAUAUUAGAGUUAAAGAAGAUUUAGAUGGUAAGCUACCUUUAUAUCAUAGUUAAUCAUUUUAGUAUUCACAUUUGGAGAAAGAUGUGAUCGAUGUAAUAGACUCAUUUUUAGCUAAAAAUCCAAGCGAAUUCGUAAUCUUAAUGAUAAGAAUUGAGGCAUAAGAAGCUGGUGCCCCAUCUUUAGCAGCUGGAUUUGAUAGAAUAGUAAAAAGGAAGAGAUAAAAUUUGUUUUCUUUUGAAAGUUGGAUACCUAAUUUAGAUAAAUUGAGAGGUAAAAUUUGGAUUUGGCCAGGAAACAACUGGGAUUACAAAGGUUACAGUAUGAAAUAAAAAAUUAGAACUGGUUAACUGAUACGCCAAGAUUUUUACGAUUACUCUGUUGAAGAUAAAAAAAAAGUGAUCAAACAAAUCAAUAACUUGGCAUACUAAAAUAAGUCACUCAGACAAUCAGGGUAGGAAAUCUAUUUGAAUUAAAUGAAUGGAGUCAAAUGGUAUUGCUGGCCAUCAUCUUAUGCAGAAAAAAUAAACUAAUAUGUAUAUGAAAACUAACUUUACGAAGGUUUUCUUGUAUUUGAUUUUCCAGGAGAGAAGAUAAUAAUAGAAGUUAUUGAAAGCAAUUUCUACUAGCCAAAGGAAUACUUUACUAAAGACUAUGAAAGUCUAAAUUGA